This is a messenger RNA of Phaeodactylum tricornutum CCAP 1055/1, 969 nucleotides long. RefSeq lists its product with no specific name. Lineage: Eukaryota; Bacillariophyta; Bacillariophyceae; Surirellales; Neidiaceae. Gene Ontology annotation, molecular function: peptidyl-prolyl cis-trans isomerase activity. Bases 1 to 969 code for a protein of 322 amino acids. The record is from RefSeq and is a predicted model, not a curated record. The transcript has a single exon.
AUGCGAUGCACCUUUUUCCUUGAGGUCGGAAUGGAGGGUCUGUUACUUCUACUACUUCUUCUACCACUAACUUCUCUCACACACGGAUUCCACUCGCCGAUCCCCACCACACAAUCGCCAAUCCACCGCUAUUGGCAAUCCCGUAGUUUCGAUCGCGUCCCCACCACGGCACGAUUCUCCGCCACAACGGCUACCGAGACGUUACCGGAAGGUCUCCUCAAAACAGUCGUACAACCCGGGCAAGGCCAACGCGUCAAUCUCGGUGACAUUGCCACCAUCAAGUACAGUUGUUAUAUAAUUCCGGAAGACGAUUCGACGACGGUUCCCUUCGCACGCGCCUUAUCCCAAAAAGUCGUCGUCGGCGACGGUUCCAUGAUUGUGGGUUGGGAAAAGGCCUUGCGGAGUAUGCGGGUGGGUGAGCGCAGUAUCGUGCGGAUUACUGAUCCGCAGCUCGGGUACGGCGCCCAGGGAGUAGUCCCCGUCGUCCCGCCCAACGCCGUCCUCGAACUCGAUUUAAACGUCCUCGACGUUCAACCCGCCACGACCAAUAUCGAUUUCGAUACCCUCGCCAUGGCGGAUACCACGCCACGGACCGCGUCCGAGAUUUCCGCCGCCUUUGAAGCGCGCCAAGCCGCCCGUGGUGAAGUCGUUGAGUUGGAAGGACUCGAAUAUUGGAUUGCCAAGGCACGGAACUUUUACUUUUUUGGUCUCUUCGAGGGAGAAACGGGAGAACGGGCGCCCUGGUUUCUGCGACCCAGUAUUACCUUUCCCCUCGCCUUUCUGAUCGUCGGUGCGGCCUUUUACGUGAGCUUUAUUGGUGGGGCCAUUAGUGAACGCGGCGCUCAAAUCAAGGACGAACUGGACGAGAUUAUUCUCAGUAGCAACGUGCUCUGGAACACUCCGACGACGUCCUGGACGGUGGCGGUGAACGAUAUUUUGGGCACGGUACCGACGGACACUCUAAUGUAA